Cinclus cinclus is the source of this 943-nucleotide messenger RNA. RefSeq names its product microfibril associated protein 5 (gene MFAP5). The record is from RefSeq and is a predicted model, not a curated record. Gene Ontology annotation, biological process: embryonic eye morphogenesis. Gene Ontology annotation, cellular component: microfibril. Lineage: Eukaryota; Metazoa; Chordata; Aves; Passeriformes; Cinclidae.
GGGGACGGGCAGCUGCUGAGCCGGGAAACGUGGCUAGAGGCAGCGGCCUGAGGAGAAGCCGGGCUGCGUAGAAGGGCAGGACGAAACGGGACACCAGUGUGCAAGAAUCCAUCGCUGGUGCUGGACCAUCCUGGGGGAAUGGGAGGAGCCCCUUUGGAGGACAAUAAACUCUGGAAUGAGGGUGUGGGCUGCUGCUCCUCGCUCCCCCCCUCAUUCCACAUGCAUGAUGAUACCACAUCCCUCCAUCUCGCCGGUUUCUUUUUCUUUUUUUUUUUUUUUAAUUUUCUCUUUUUUUUCCCUCUUUUCCCAGAAAUUGUAUUUUGAAGACAACCAAAAGGAGAACGUGUUCUGGGUGUGGCUGCAUGCGAUUUACCCAAUAGCCAAAGUGGGGGGGCGCCGAAGGGGAAGAACAGAGCGUCUGCUGCUGAAGGGAGUGGAAGCUGAGGGCUGCAGGAUGAAGACCUCUGGAACCUGUAUACUGUUUUGUGUCUUAACACUCUUCUUGUCCCCAGCUGACUGGUUUCCAUGGAUGGUCAAUGGGCAAGAACCAGAAAGUGUAACUGGUGAAGUUACCCCUGACAGCAGCUCUGGUGCAGCUGUCACACCACCUGUGCUUCUUCCUCCUGUUCAGUCUGACAGCGAAACAUCAACGGCUUCAUCAGACUGUCGUGAAGAAAAGUUCCCUUGCACACGCCUGUACUCUGUUCACAAGCCAGUCAAGCAGUGUAUCAGCUACCUCUGUGUUACAAGUGUGCGUCGCAUGUACAUAAUAAACAAGGAGGUGUGCACUCGCAUUGUCUGCAAGGAGAAUGAGGUCAUGCAAGAUGAGAUCUGUCGCCAGCUGGCUGGCCUUCCUCCUCGACGUCUCCGCCGAUCCGGGCAGCCCCUGCCUCUACCUUGCAGGCAGCUCCUGGAGCAGCAGCGUGGGCCUGAUGCUCUGUGA